Rotaria sp. Silwood1 is the source of this 390-nucleotide messenger RNA. The record is from the annotation of a GenBank genome assembly. Lineage: Eukaryota; Metazoa; Rotifera; Eurotatoria; Philodinida; Philodinidae.
AUGUCAAAUAAAGAUGAUGAAUCAAUUGAAAUGUUAUAUUCAAAAUCAUGUCUUGAUUUAAAUAUGGAUAUGGAAACAAAGUUAGAUGCAUGGCGUUCAUAUGAACAUAUUCGUAAACAUUAUGCUUUAGAAGGUGAUCAAUUACAUUGUGAAAUAUUUGAUGGAAAUCAAUAUAAAUUAAUUUAUUCUGAUUAUCAAUAUAAAAGAACAUCAAAUCAAAUAAAUCCUAAAUUAAAUACAAAAAAUAAAUUAAAUAAAUGUUCACAUCAAGAUUUAUAUUCACUUAUAUGGACAAUAUAUGCAUUAGCUAAAACAAUUUAUCCAUCAACUAUCAAUGAUCUUAUUGCUUCAUUUCAUUUACUUAUUUCUAGUUUUUUCUUUUAUUUAUGA